AUGGCGACCGCGACGGCGCGACGAUCGCGCGCGCGCGCCGAGGAGACCGCGGACGCGGACAAUCGCGCGCGCGCGAGCGACUCGGGGGUGACGAAGCGCGCGAAGACGACGGCGGUGACGGCGACGACGGGAGGGAUGGACGACGACGGUGCGGACGACGUGGACCGGGCCCCGGCGUCGAACUCGGCGUACGUCGGGGUGCGAGACGCGGACGUUGGGGAACUGUCGCAGAGGUACACGCAGCGGGCGGAGGAGGCGUCGGGGGCGCUCGGAAACCGCGCGGAGCACCUCUCGGCGGAGGAGCGCGAUAGACUCACGAGCGAGGUGAUGCGGUACGUGCUGUUUGCAUCGCAUCGCGACCAAGGGGCGCCGAUUCAGCGGACGAAGAUCUCGGACGCGAUGUCGGCGAUCGGGGGGGCGGGCGGACGCGCGCGCGCUGGGUCGUACAUCGUGGCGCUGGCGCAAAAGAAAUUUUUGGAGAUUUUUGGGUACGAAAUGGUGGAGUGUUCGCGGGCGCAGAGUAAGAAUAAGAAGCCAGCGAAGACGCUGGAGCAGGCGAACACGGCGCCGGCAAAGUGCUUCGCCUUGAGGAGCGUUUUACCGGCGCAAAUGCGUAGAAAGUUUGUGGACGAUCCAAAGUCGGCGCCGGCGCGCGGAUUCACGCUCGUCGUCGCGGCUCUGAUUCAAAUCUCGAGCGGGUGCAUCCGUGAGGACGCUCUGUUCGAACAGCUCAAGGUUCUUGGGAUCAACGACGACGUGCGCGAGACGCACGCUGAAUUGGGUAGCGUCGACGCGCUGCUUCAGAGUCUCGUAAAGCGCCGAGUCUUCCUGCGAGAGCGCACGUCGCACGACGACCCAUCCCUGGGGUACUCCUACGAGCUCGCCGAGGGCGCGGAGGCGAUGAUUGGAUACGAAAAUAUCGAUAAGUUCGUGAACGAGAUCAUGCGCUCGCAGGUGGCGGUGAAUUGA
Ostreococcus tauri is the source of this 969-nucleotide messenger RNA. Its product is annotated as MAGE protein. Bases 1 to 969 code for a protein of 322 amino acids. Gene Ontology annotation, cellular component: nucleus. The record is from RefSeq and is a predicted model, not a curated record. The transcript has a single exon. NCBI's taxonomy places the organism in Eukaryota, Viridiplantae, Chlorophyta, Mamiellophyceae, Mamiellales, Bathycoccaceae.